AUGCGAUUGACAUCCCUAGCCGCAGUUCUCCUCCUCUCAGUUGCGCCGUUCUGCACGGCGAACGAGCCACUUAUUCCUGAGAAGCGGGCCCUCUCCGGCUGGUCCGCUGAGAGGCUUCUUCUUUUCCUCGAUAUCCGUGGGAUUGCUAUUCCAUUCGACCGCAGCGCCCUCCUCGACACAGUGAAAACACAUGCUCAUCUAGCCCCAGAGGUUACAGGUUUUGAUCCCGAGGAGCUGAAUUCAUGGAGCUGCCAGCGGCUGUACGAGUAUAUGGGUACUCUUGAGCGCAAGGACGGCGAAGAGCUUCCUGAGUGCGCAUCAGAAGAGGCAGAACAGGAAACCACUUCAAAGAGCAAGAAAGCGCUUGCAGAUAUGGCUGUAAAGGCUAUCAAUGAGCGAGUAGGGAAGGUUCAGAUAGUCGGGGAUAUCAAACCCCUCAAAGAUUGGACUACCGAAGAACUCCGCUCGUUCCUGCGAACAUACCGUCUCGAUUACCCACUCCCUCCAGCCGACGACCUCGUCUCCCUCGCCUAUGAAAACCGACAUCUCCCGAUCCUACCUCUCGCGUUCAAAGACCCAACAGAUAUAUUCCCCUACCUCACAACCGAGCAACUCAUUAAAUGGAUCAUAAAGCAAGGUCAACCCAUCGCACUAACCGACAGGAACCACCCCUCAUCCGGCCCCCUCAACGCCAUUCAACGCCAAGAAUUCUUACGAAAGAAGGCGAGAGGCAAUUACAACUGGCACUUCUCCAAAGACUACAAGUUUGAGGACAAAUUCCGAGAAGAAAUGGCCGAGAUUUUGGGAAUGGUGCAUGUUAUUGAGGGAAUGGGCGAUGGUGCUUUGGUUUUCUACAAGACCGAAGACUUUGAGCUUCUGUUCGAACAGUUUGGGUACAAAAUCCCGAAGAGGAUCUUUGAGGAAGGGCCAAGACUGAAAUUUAUUGGGAUGGCGAAAUCGAUUACCCACUUAUUUGCUACCGGAGAUCUUGUACCAAACACAGAGAUUCUUGUAGAAGAUGUACCGAGGGAUGUGCCGAAGGAUGCGCCGAAGGAUGAGUUGUAA
Morchella sextelata is the source of this 1065-nucleotide messenger RNA. RefSeq lists its product as uncharacterized. The transcript has 3 exons. Lineage: Eukaryota; Fungi; Ascomycota; Pezizomycetes; Pezizales; Morchellaceae. The coding region runs from base 1 to 1065 and encodes 354 amino acids. The record is from RefSeq and is a predicted model, not a curated record.